AUGUCGUGGAGAAACCAGGGGAUCACGGGUUCCAACAACAUCCCUCUCGGGAAGCGCCGAUUCGGCGGCGAUGAUGGUGGCGAGGAGGAGUACCCCGAAGCUCCUCCCAGUAAUGGUAACGGCGAGCUGAAGCGCGGUCGCAGCCCAGAGCCCCGCACUGAUGCCGAUGGGCCUCGCCGCAGAAAGAAGAGGAACCGCUGGGGCGACGCGUCGGAAAACAAGGCUGCCGGAUUGAUGGGGUUGACGACAGCCAUCACUGCAAACAUGACCGGCGAGCAGCUGGAGGCUUACACUCUUCAUCUUCGUAUCACGGAAAUUAGCCAGAAGCUUCGCAUCGACGAUGUCGUUCCCGCGGAUGGAGACAGGUCACCCUCUCCUCCUCCUCAAUACGACAAUCAUGGUCGUCGUAUCAACACGCGCGAAUACCGAUACCGCAAGCGCCUCGAAGAUGAGCGCCACAAGCUCAUCGAAAAGGCCAUGAAGACCAUCCCUAACUACCAUCCGCCGCAGGACUACCGCAGGCCCACCAAGACCCAGGAGAAGGUCUACGUGCCUGUUAACGAUUAUCCAGAGAUUAACUUCAUUGGCUUACUUAUCGGACCCCGUGGCAACACAUUGAAGAAGAUGGAGGGAGAAUCUGGUGCCAAAAUCGCCAUUCGUGGCAAGGGCUCCGUCAAGGAGGGCAAGGGUCGUUCGGAUGCAGCUCACGCCAGCAACCAGGAGGAAGACCUCCACUGCCUUAUCAUGGCUGAUACGGAGGAGAAGGUCAACAAGGCCAAGAAGCUCAUCCACAACGUCAUCGAAACGGCUGCGUCCAUUCCUGAAGGACAGAACGAGCUCAAGCGGAAUCAGCUGCGUGAGCUUGCUGCCCUCAACGGUACCCUCCGUGACGACGAGAACCAGGCUUGUCAGAACUGCGGCCAGAUCGGUCAUCGCAAGUACGACUGUCCUGAGCGCCAGAACUACACUGCCAGCAUCAUCUGUCGCGUGUGUGGCAACGCUGGACACAUGGCCAGAGAUUGUCCCGACCGGCAGAAGGGUGCCAGCUGGCGAAAUGACGGUGCCGGUAGAGCUGGCGAUGCUGGCCGCAUUGAAGGCGGAGACGCGGUUGACCGCGAGUACGAGCAACUCAUGCAAGAACUCGGUGGCGGCUCAGCCGGCGGCGCUGCUCCUGCACGCAUCGAAGCCGGCCCUGGUUCCUAUAACAACAACAACAAUAACAACGGCCCCAGCGGCGGCGAUGCUAAGCCCUGGCAGCGUGGCCCUACCGGCGGUCCCGCUCCCUGGCGCAGCCGUAACAACGAAUCGCGCGAUGAUCGUGAUCGCGGUGACCGCGACCGCGACCGCGACGGUGGUGGUGGCGGCGGCGGCGGCGGCGGUGCUGCUCCUUGGGCCCGCGAUCGCAGCCGUCGUGAUGACCAUGGGGGCGGUCACGGCGGCGGCGGUGACUACUACGGCGGUGGCCAAGGCGGCUACGGUGGUCAAUCUGCUGGCGCUGCUCCGGGUGCCGCUCCCUGGCACCAGCCUCCCGGAACUCAGAACGGGUAUGGCGGCUACGGCGGCUACCCGGGAUACGGGGCUCCUCCUGGCAUGGCCGCACCCCCAUCUGGCGUUCCUCCUCCGCCUCCUGGUGCUCCUGGUCUUGGAGCUCCUCCAGGGUUGGCCGGUGGCCUCAACGCUCUCAUCCAGCAGUACGCUGGAGGCGCCCCUCCUCCGCCGCCCUCAGACAACGCUCCUCCUCCGCCUCCCAGCGACCAACCUCCCCCACCUCCCCCUGGUGCCUGA
Colletotrichum orchidophilum is the source of this 1785-nucleotide messenger RNA. Its product is annotated as zinc knuckle. The record is from RefSeq and is a predicted model, not a curated record. Lineage: Eukaryota; Fungi; Ascomycota; Sordariomycetes; Glomerellales; Glomerellaceae. Bases 1 to 1785 code for a protein of 594 amino acids. Gene Ontology annotation, cellular component: nucleus. Gene Ontology annotation, molecular function: mRNA binding; zinc ion binding. Gene Ontology annotation, biological process: regulation of mRNA splicing, via spliceosome. The transcript has 6 exons.